Miscanthus lutarioriparius is the source of this 657-nucleotide messenger RNA. The record is from the annotation of a GenBank genome assembly. Lineage: Eukaryota; Viridiplantae; Streptophyta; Magnoliopsida; Poales; Poaceae.
AUGGCAGGACGCUGGGCAGUGCUGCUGCCCUCCUCGGCGCUGCUUCUGUGGAUCGUUUGCUCCUGCAACUGGGCGCUACUGAGUGUGGCCGCGUCACCGUAUGGCGCCAACAUGACUGAUCUUAUGCGCCAUGUGGAGUUCUUUGACGAGGACAGGGACGGCAUUCUUACUAUUCCGGAGAGUACUAAAGGUUUUAUUGCGAUCGGAAUGGACCCUGCCUUCGCACUUACCAUGGCCACAGCAACCCAUGCUGCUUUCGGUCCUUUGACAACCCCUCCUGGAAAAUUACCGAGCGUAAAUAUCCAUGUGUCCCACAUCAACGGAGCAGUCCAUCCAAGUGACUCGGGUGCCUACGAUAAGAAGGGAAAUUUUGUCCCCAAAAAAUUCGAGAGAAUAUUCCAGAAGUUUUCUCACAGCGAGGAGGACGCCUUGUCAUGGUUGGAGGUAGAGGCGAUGCUCAUCGCAAACAGGGACCUUCUUAGACCUCUAUCAUGGCCGGCGGCUGAGACGGAGUGGCAGCUGAUUCACAUGCUGGGCAAGGACAGGCACGGGUACCUCCACAAGGACACCCUCAGGGGCGUCUACGACGGCACCGUCUUCCCCAAGAUGCGCGACCACACCAUCGACCCCCAUCUUACUGGUCACAGCGACGCCUGA